UUGAAUCGCAUUCCAGUGUCAUAUUCGGCCAUAGGGGGCUUUUCAGCAGCAGAUAGCUUUUGUCCAUCCUCUGCGGUUUCAGUUCUCUCUCAUUUUUGGAAAUUGACUGCCCGAUUCAGCUCAAGCUUCACUUGCUGCACAUCUGGGCCUUGCAGGCUCCCUCGCAUCCUCACAAGACCUUCUGCUAUUGCAUCUCCGAUGCGACAAAAUGGUCAAAGAUUCAUGCCAUUUGUAACCAACAUCAAGAACUUCCCAUCAUUAGCUUCGGAGAAAGGUUGAUGUUGAUUUAGCAAUAGAGAAUUUGGCAUCGAAGUAACCCAAAUAGCCUGAUGAAACCUUGAAUCGAUUGUUAUGUUUUCAGAUAUUGCAUCCCUUUCUCGGGUCUAGGCGAAAUCCGAGAUUCAGAAUCCCGAUCCCUUGCUUCCAGUCCCUCUCAAUCCCAGGGUACCUGAUUCGGUUAUUCGUCCCUAAGGGAUGAACACUGGAGGUGACAGCCAGGGAAUUGUCGAGAGAGCCUUGCUGUUCAGGUGAAACAUUCCCAAGAAAAUGACAGAAAAAUAGAGGUUGCAACUUUACUGAUCUUUUCAUGUGAAGUUUGUUUCCCUUUGUCUAUACAUUGCUUAUUAAUCAUC
Messenger RNA from Linum tenue, 632 nucleotides. The record is from the annotation of a GenBank genome assembly. NCBI's taxonomy places the organism in Eukaryota, Viridiplantae, Streptophyta, Magnoliopsida, Malpighiales, Linaceae.